Messenger RNA from Drosophila ficusphila, 1253 nucleotides. Its product is annotated as L-galactose dehydrogenase-like. Gene Ontology annotation, cellular component: cytosol. The record is from RefSeq and is a predicted model, not a curated record. The transcript has 3 exons. Gene Ontology annotation, molecular function: L-galactose dehydrogenase activity. Bases 67 to 1089 code for a protein of 340 amino acids. Lineage: Eukaryota; Metazoa; Arthropoda; Insecta; Diptera; Drosophilidae.
CAGCUAUAAAAGCGCAGUUUUGCUAAAUCAAUUGUCUAUUUAAACUUGUACAUUGAAUAGUAGAAGAUGUCGGGAUCUCUGCCAGCCACUUUCGUCAAGGGUUUCCACGAUGAGGAGAAGGUGCGUCGAAUGGAGUACCGCCAACUGGGAUCCACGGGUCUGCGAGUCUCCAAAAUUGCGCUUGGCGGUGCCACCCUCUCCAAGCUUUUCUCCAACGACUUUGAUCGUGAAGAGGGAAUUCGUAUGGUGCACGAGGCGAUUAAGUCCGGUAUCAACUAUAUAGACACCGCUCCCUUCUACGGCAAUUCGGAGGAGCUUCUCGGCCAGGCGCUAAAGGAUGUGCCUCGCGAGGCCUACUAUAUAGCCACCAAAGUGGCGCGCUACGAGAUGGAUCCCGCGAAGAUGUUUAACUAUACGGCAGAGAAAGCCCGGGAAAGUGUGAAGCGUAGUUUGAACCUACUGGGAUUGGACCGGGUGGAUAUACUGCAGGUUCACGAUGUGGACGCCGCACCCAGUCUGGACAUGGUGCUCAAUGAGACCAUUCCUGUCCUGGAGGAGUAUGUUAAGGCAGGGAAGGCCAGGUUCAUCGGAAUCACCGCCUACGAUGUGGACGUUCUGAAGGAGUGUGCCGAGCGGGCGAAGGGUCGCGUCCACACGGUGCUCAACUACUCCAGGUACACUCUCCUGGACAACACACUGCUGCGCCACAUGAAGACCUUCCAAGAGCUGGGUGUUGGAAUAAUCUGCGCAGCCGCCCACGCACUGGGACUCCUGACCAAUGCAGGACCACAAUCCUGGCAUCCUGGCAGUCCGGAACUUCUGGCCGUUGGCAAACGGGCAGCCGAGAUCUGCCAGCAGAGGAACGUGGAGCUGGGCAAGCUGGCCAUGUACUACACCAUGCAGCUCGAUGGUGCGGCCACCUUCCUCAUCGGCAUCCCGAACCGAGAGCUGCUGCGGAUCAACUUGGAUGCAGUCAUCGAUGGCUUGACUCCCCACGAGCAGGAAGUGCUGCAAUACCUGCGCGAAAAUGUUUUUACCAAAUCCUACAGCUGGGGCUCCACUUUGUCCACAGUUAACAUGUUUAAGUGAACGGUCAACCAAAUGGGAAAACGAACUUGAGAUUUGAACAAGAAAGGAAUACAUCGGAAAACAGGAAGAAUGGAUUUUAAAUGCAUUCAAUAAACUAUUGUAAAACCAAAAUUAUCUCAAAAUUAAAAGAAAGUCAAUAAAUAAAUAAAUAAUUUUACAGAAAA